UGUGUCUCAUUCUUGGUUAGAUUCCCAUUUUGUUAACAUGGACUACAGCGAGUAUUUCCCAGAAAUGUCCCCGAUGGAUGAAAUUUUGGAGAGGGAUUUCUCGAGCGAUGUUUGCGGUCCAGAUUGGUCACACAACCAUAGACUGGGAGAUCUGGUUGGCGAAGAUAACUUCGAGAAUAUUUUGUUGCAAACAAGACUUGAUUUGGACAACUUCGAGACCGAGUCAAUCGCCAGUAGCGAGCCUCAGAGCCCACUGAAUUUGCAAGUUGGCAAAAACCAACUCUUCACCGACGACGAAUUGAUUAGUAUCUCUAUAAGACUUCUAAACCAACAGUUGAAGACUUUGCCAAAAGCGGAGGCGAAGCAAAUUAGAAAACGGAGGAGAAGCCUGAAGAAUCGUGGCUAUGCUACAAUCUGUCGACAAAGGCGCACGGCACUGAAAGAAAGCCUCGAACAGCAAAACAAGCGAUUGAAAUUGGAGUUGAAAGAAGCGAAGGAAAACCUUUACAAUACUUUGAGAGACAGAGAUAUGUUUAAGAAGAAAUAUGAACAACUCCACGCAUUGCUUUCGAGCCGUAAGCGGCACUUGUCUUCGUGAUUAUCGGUAAUAAUGGCUUUGAGGCCACAUUCAUGAACACAUUUCCAUUCCAUGUACUUAUAUUGUGGAUGACAUGAUCACGAAAGUAACUUAGCUGACUGUAAUUAGAAUUUCGCAAAGUCCAAGAACCCACGCUCAAGGAUUUACGCAGCGAACGUUAUUUAUGUUAGUGAAAUUGAACUUUACUAGACCCUUCGUCGCGCAACGAGUCUCGCUUAAAGUAUAUCGAGACAAAGGUAGAGCUGUUUCUCAGAAGUGUUUAAUAUAAUUGAAUGAUCUUCAUCUUUUACGAAACCUUGCUUUCCAUUUAUUCUCUCGGUCAUAAACCGCUGAAUAUAAUAUAUUUUGAAUAUUUGUCAGUUUAGAGUUGUUGUGGCGUUCACAAAGCUCAGUAGCAUAUUGAGUAAUGUAUUAUGGUAAAGAAAUUGUAAAGUCUUUGGAUACUGUUGAUGAAUAAGUAGCCAGUCAGAUUGAUUUAGAUGUAUGAAUUGUGUACAUUGACCAUAUUUUGGAACCCUGACAUGCUACAGUUGUCCAGUUGUUGAUAAAUUCAAUUCAGUUAAAUGUUAUCAAAUUCCACGGAAAUUUUGUCGUGUUGCUACCAAUAAUAGCUAUUUAAAUCUGUGGUGGUCUAUUUUAACUUUACGAAAGAAAUUGUAAUUAAUGAUUCCGCCAAAAGAUGAGAAAUACAUGUACUUGAUAAGUGUUAUCUGCGGAAUAAAUUAUAACAUGUUAAGUUCA
Messenger RNA from Pocillopora verrucosa, 1339 nucleotides. Its product is annotated as transcription factor MafF. Gene Ontology annotation, cellular component: nucleus. NCBI's taxonomy places the organism in Eukaryota, Metazoa, Cnidaria, Anthozoa, Scleractinia, Pocilloporidae. Gene Ontology annotation, biological process: regulation of transcription by RNA polymerase II. Gene Ontology annotation, molecular function: RNA polymerase II cis-regulatory region sequence-specific DNA binding; DNA-binding transcription factor activity, RNA polymerase II-specific. The record is from RefSeq and is a predicted model, not a curated record.